GGAGCCAAUCAAGCAGCCAUGGAUAUGAUCAAGAAGAGUCUGACCAAAGCCAAGGAUGGGGUCGUGUUGGCGGCGGAGAAAACCAAGCAGGGAGUGAGUGGAGCCGCCGAGAUGACGAAAGAUGGGGUUAUGUUUGUCGGUACUAAAACAAAGGAUGGAGUCUCAACAGUUGCAGGUAAAACUGUGACUGGAAUGACUCAGAUGAGCGGAGCCAUGGCUGUCGGGGUUGCCUCUGUGGCCCAGAAAACCGUGGAGGGUGCAGGCAACAUCGUCGCUGCCACUGGACUGGUCAAGAAGGAUCCAGCCAAAGCGACUGAAGACGUGUCAGCACCACAGACUAUGGCAGAGUCACCGAUUGAUACUGACCCCGCUGAUAUUACAGAGGAGGACUCCGAUGACUGAACGGCUCGAGAGCUUCGCAAUCAAAGAUCAAUGAACAUUCCAUGUCGCUCUGCCAAGUCCCGUCGUGCCUCGUUUUGGUCCUUUAUGGAGUCUGUGCCCAGCGUCUGUGUGUGUGUGUUCCUGUUUGUGCUGUUCUGUAUGUCUGUACAGUAUAGGCGUAAAUGUUGUAGAGACUGAGAGAUGUUGUGUGAGUGUGAGUGUGUGUGUGUGUGUGUGUGUGUGUAUGUGAGUGUGUGUGUGUGUGUGUCUGUUUGUGCCUUUUGCACAUCAGUCCUGAAAAGGACCUCAGGUGUGUUUCGUCUGUGACCAGCCGUCAUUUACAGUGAUUCCCUCCCACUGAGAAGACCACCUGGUCGCUGUGUGUGUGUGUGUGUGUGUGUGUGUGUGUCUAUGUGUUUUCUGUGUGGCUACGUCAAUAACUCAAACAUGGAAAUAUACCACAAUCCACAAACACCUAAGUGUCUAUAUAAAUGAACAAUUUACAGUGAUCUGUUUGAGAUGGAAGCAUACAAUGAUAUUCUCUAUUUUUGUCUGUAUACUGUCACUGUUUUUUGCGGUGGACUUACAAGUGCUGAGCUAUUUGUGCAUUCAUAUAAGUAUUUUUUAAGUUGUCACUGCUGUGACUGAUAUAUAUCAUAUUGAAUGGACUUUUGAAGAACCAAGAGCAUGUGAACUAAUGUUCAGCUUAACCGCUGUGUUAUGACGUUAUUGGGAUUUAAAUGUUGAAUAAAAUGUCAAGUGUGGGGUCACGAA
Messenger RNA from Stegastes partitus (bicolor damselfish), 1155 nucleotides. RefSeq names its product alpha-synuclein-like. The coding region runs from base 19 to 402 and encodes 127 amino acids. NCBI's taxonomy places the organism in Eukaryota, Metazoa, Chordata, Actinopteri, Pomacentridae. Gene Ontology annotation, molecular function: cuprous ion binding. Gene Ontology annotation, biological process: synaptic vesicle endocytosis; chemical synaptic transmission; synapse organization. Gene Ontology annotation, cellular component: cytoplasm; neuronal cell body; axon terminus. The transcript has 5 exons. The record is from RefSeq and is a predicted model, not a curated record.